Molecule: messenger RNA, 1653 nt
Organism: Salmo salar (Atlantic salmon)
Lineage: Eukaryota; Metazoa; Chordata; Actinopteri; Salmoniformes; Salmonidae
Gene: ube2e3
Product: ubiquitin-conjugating enzyme E2E 3 (UBC4/5 homolog, yeast)
Source: RefSeq, a predicted model, not a curated record
UCCCGGCUACAAUUCCACCGGAUUUUUAACACUCCUACCCGGCCUAAAUCAGGACGAGACCACGCUAAAGGUAAAGAACAAGCUCCAAGGAUCCGGGAGAGUCUAGGUUAGGCGGAGAAAGAUCGUCCUUUCUUGUUUUUUUCAGCGCUGUCGUGUUAGAGGGAGCUUGCUCGGAACUGACUUCAUGCAUCAGUUGACUUGGUACACCAUGCUGAUACUGGAGUCUCCUACCAUAACAAACCUUGCCGAUCUACAAAGGACUCUAAGGGGGAAUCAAAAUGUCCAGUGAAAGACAAGGGCGGUCAGAUGAUGAGAGUCCAAGCACCAGCAGUGGUAGUUCUGAUGCGGACCAGCGAGACCCGGCGGUGCCGGAGCCCGAGAGAAAACAGCAGCCCGCCACACCCCCUCAGCAACAGAAGAAACCUACCAAAUUAUCCAGCAAGACUACCGCCAAGUUGUCCACUAGUGCUAAAAGAAUCCAGAAGGAGCUUGCUGAGAUCACUCUGGAUCCACCACCUAACUGCAGCGCGGGACCCAAGGGAGACAACAUCUAUGAAUGGAGAUCCACCAUCCUGGGACCACCAGGCUCGGUGUACGAGGGAGGGGUCUUCUUCCUAGAUAUCACCUUCUCAUCCGACUACCCCUUCAAGCCACCAAAGGUGACGUUCCGCACCAGGAUCUACCACUGUAACAUCAACAGCCAGGGGGUGAUCUGCCUGGAUAUCCUGAAAGACAACUGGAGCCCCGCCCUCACCAUCUCCAAGGUGCUGCUGUCCAUCUGCUCCCUGCUCACAGACUGCAACCCUGCGGACCCUCUGGUUGGUAGCAUUGCCACUCAGUACCUGACCAACAGAGCCGAGCAUGACAGGAUAGCCCGACAGUGGACCAAGAGAUACGCCACAUAGAGGUCACGACUCCCGACCCCGUCCUGUCUGACCCCCCGUUCCCCCAGCCCCUCUGCCUGCAGUGUGAAGGUCCCGGAGGCGACGUCACAUUGUGCAACAAAUCUUUAUAGCCUUUACAAUAUGGACUUCUGUGUAUCUGUCUGAUUACUGAUUCUACUCCUCCACAUUUGACCCUGCUAUGAGGACUGUGUCUGAAGAGAGACAGAGAGAUAAGCAGACCCCAGCAGGCAUUGUCUCACGUCAGAUAGCGCAGCUGCGUCUCUGUCUGCACUGGUAGUUCAUGGCAACACAGAGCGUUAGAAUGACGCCAUCUGUCGGAAGACAAUGCCCAAUAACAGGUAAAUGUAUAUUGGAGUAGAAUUUUGUAGCUGUAGAUUUUAGCUAUGUUUAAAUGCCUCUACUUGCAAGUCUUGCUUCUUUGGGAUAUUAAAAAAUAAAAUGUAUUUUGUGAUGUAAUAAAGGAAACUAUUCCUCAACCAAAUAUUAUGGUGCAUUUUAGCCUUGUCCAUUAUCUGUAUGAAGUUGAAGAAGAAACAACUAGCUGAUGUAGAUUAUUAGAGAAGAUGAUGUCAUUUAUAUGAAAGCCAGACACUCAUUUCCACUUAUGUAGUUACAUUAUACUGUUGUGACUGUUUUACCUUUGUCAAUUUGUAAUGAAAACGAGAUUUCAUUUAAACCUUUUUGUAGUGCAGCAAAAGAUGAGCCACCACUGUAACAUCCCCAAAACACAAUAAACUUGUCCCAAGGG